Soboliphyme baturini is the source of this 861-nucleotide messenger RNA. The record is from the annotation of a GenBank genome assembly. NCBI's taxonomy places the organism in Eukaryota, Metazoa, Nematoda, Enoplea, Dioctophymatida, Soboliphymatidae.
AUGUGUGCAGUGAAGAGGACGAUCCUGGUUACCGGCUCCACGGACGGUAUCGGUAAGGAGACCGCAUUGCAACUGGCUCGCAGCGCGGAAAAUUUGGUGAUAGUUCACGGUCGCAACGUUCAACGCUGCACGGACUCCGUAGAAAUGAUCAAGAGAAAAACGGGAAACGAAAAUGUCCAUUUCAUUGUCGCAGAUUUCAGUUUGAUGUCAAACGUGUCGCGGAUGGCCGAGACGUUAAAAACACGAUUCCCCGCCCUCAACGUCGUUCUCUGUAAUGCUGGUGUGUUGCUGCCUAAGCGAGAGAUCAGCCUGGACAAGUUGGAACUAACAUUUCAAGUAAAUUAUCUUGCGCACUUCGCAUUGGUCAACCUGCUGCUGGAGCUGCUGAAAAAUAACCGACCGUCUCGGAUCGUUAUGGUUAGCUCAAUUUGUCACUCAUGGCACUCGAUCGACUGGGACGACCUGUUCGCCUCCAAAAACUACGAAAAAUACGAGCAGUACUCGAGGACGAAAUUGGAGCUUCACAUGCUAGCACUGACGUUGGCGAGACGUCUACGUGACUCCGGCGUUACUUGUAACGUUUGCGAACCAGGUGUAGUAGAAACCAAGCUUCUCCGGGCAGGUGGUUAUCAUGGAGAGCCAGUGGAAAACGGUGCCAGAGUCGCUGUCCAUUUAUGCCAGUCUGACAUGCAUGGCGUAAAUGGUACAUAUUUUGAUCACAACCUGAAGAUAGAAGAAAGUUUCCCUGAUAGCAAAGUCGAGCAGCUCCAAGAGAAACUAUGGAAUCUUAGCAUGGACAUAUGGACUAAGUGUCUGAAGAACAAAAAUGACGAUCAACAGGAUUCAAAUAUUAGUCGCUAG